Molecule: messenger RNA, 759 nt
Organism: Pedinophyceae sp. YPF-701
Lineage: Eukaryota; Viridiplantae; Chlorophyta; Pedinophyceae
Source: the annotation of a GenBank genome assembly
AUGUACCGGGAUUUCGAGCAAGAGGCAGAAUUCAUCGUCGAGGCGUACCGUUCCCGUCGCGGUCAGAAUGCCCCAAAGAGUUUGUUGGACGUUGGCUGUGGGCCCGGUGGACACGCUGUGGAGGUGGCGAAGCGGGGCUUGAGCGUGACGGGGCUGGACAUCUGUCAGGAGAUGUUGGACUACGCUGGCGAGAAGGCGAGGGAGGCGGGCGUCGACGUGGCGUUGGUCCAGGGCGACAUGAGGUCGUUUCCACCCCCUCCGGGCGCCCCGUUCGACAUCGUCGUCACCAUGCUGGGCACGAUGAUGCACCUCACGGAGGUGCUCGACGCCAAGGCGUUCUUCCAGUGCGUCGCGGCGGCGAUGGCGCCCGACGGCGUGUUCAUCGUCGAGCUGUCGCACCCCGGCGACAUCUUCGACGGGUCGCUCACGUCGCCCGAGGCGCUCGCCGCCGACCGCUGGGACUGCGAAGAGCACGGCAGGCGCGUCCAAGUGCAGUGGGGCUCGCCCUACGACAGGUUCGACGACAUUAGACAGGUGCUGCACAGGAGGGUCCAGAUCAGCAUGAGCGGGGCCGACGUCGCGGACGACUCGUACGACGAGGUGGUGCAGCAGCGGUUUUAUACCGUGGGGGAGCUGGCGCUGCUGGCGGACGCCGCGGGGAUGGAGGUGGAGGCGCUGUUCGGCGAGACGAACGUGGAGUCGGCACUGAACGACCACGACGCGUACCGCUGCCUCGCGAUGCUGCGGAGGAAACAGUGA